Messenger RNA from Daldinia vernicosa, 1747 nucleotides. Its product is annotated as adenosine deaminase/editase. The coding region runs from base 436 to 1698 and encodes 420 amino acids. Lineage: Eukaryota; Fungi; Ascomycota; Sordariomycetes; Xylariales; Hypoxylaceae. Gene Ontology annotation, biological process: tRNA wobble adenosine to inosine editing. The transcript has 2 exons. Gene Ontology annotation, molecular function: RNA binding; tRNA-specific adenosine-37 deaminase activity. The record is from RefSeq and is a predicted model, not a curated record.
CUUCGCUAACACUACGUUAUAUUCAGGCUCUGUACCUAACCUUUGGUUGCAUCUAUCAUUAAGUAUCAUAUUAUCAUAAUUUAAGCUCUUUAAAUAUUCAUCAUCACUUGGCUACUUUAGACUUACCAUCUAAGACUCAAAGCCCCGAAUAUACCUACUCCAAUGACAGUCACAGCUGACGACAUCGCUGCACUAGUACAAAAACACUACGAUUCUCUUCCAGCAAAGAGGAAACCACUCGUCAGAGGCAAUGGGCUUAAGGAAUGGGUGCCUUUGGCUGGAAUAGUGGCUCAAGGAAAAGAUGGUGAACUCAAGUGUCUAGCCCUCGCGUAGGUCAGCCUCUCGAAAUCAAUCACAUAUUCCCUAAAUUAAAUUCACCUGGCGGCAAAAGAAACACUUAAGAAGACCCUAACAUAGAACCGGUCUAGAUCGGGCAUGAAAUGCCUCCCCACGUCCAAAGUAUCGCAAGCGCAGGGGAACAUACUGCACGACUGGCAUGCAGAAGUGCUGACUAUACGGGCGUUUAACCGCUUCGUACUCGACGAGUGUAAGGUAUUAGCUCAGGGGUGUUCGUCUGAGUUUCUACGAUGGCGGACUAUCGAUGAGAUAGCUUCGAGUUAUUGUCGUGAUGAUACCCGAGCAGGAGAGCCAGGAGGACAAGGAAGCGAAUGGCGCGGACAGCCUUUCACUUGGAGGGAGGACGUCCUCCUACACAUGUACUGCUCUGAAGCACCUUGUGGCGAUGCAAGCAUGGAGCUGAUAAUGGAAGCCCAAGAGGAUGCUACGCCAUGGGAAUUACCCUUAACAAACCCUUCUGUCCCCCUUCCCACCACGGACCCCUCAACCUCCCUGCCCGGCCGUGCCUACUUCUCCCAACUAGGCGUCGUCCGGCGGAAACCCGCACGUUCGGAUGCGCCUCCUACGCUGUCCAAGUCGUGCUCCGAUAAACUAGCUUUACGACAAUGUAUCUCGCUGCUCUCAUCUAUAACCGCACUCCUCGUUGACCCGCGUCACGUCUACAUACAUACUCUAGUCCUCCCGGAAUCACGGUACUCCGAAUCCGCCUGUCGUCGAUCCUUCUCCUCUUGCCCUAUAGAUGGACGCAUGAGAAGUAUGGCAUCGGCGGAAGAGCAAGAAGAACGGCUUAAAGGAGAAGGGGAAGCUCCUUAUACAUUCCGCCCCUUUACCGUAAAAACAACAUCAUCCGAAUUCGCCUUCUCUCAGCGGGCCGCAACCCAAGCCACCGCCAAUAACGCCAACCAACAUGCCGCCACCAAUGAGCAGAACAGACCAGCCGCGCAGAAAGUUUCAGCCAGCAACAUAUCCGCAGCAUGGACUCGCUCCGGCCUCGAAGAAACGACGCUAGGCGGCAUCCUACAGGGGCGAAAGCAGUCUGCGGCCGACGCACGAGGGGCUAGCUUUGCUUCGAGGCGGAGGAUAUGGGGACUUGCCGUAGAGGUAGCUGAUUUACUUCUACCACAGGCGGGAGAAGAUAACGAAGAAGGGGAAGAGGGAGAGGGAGAGGCUAUGAAUACUUCCGCCAUUGCUGAUAUACGGAGGGCGCUUACCGCGGAAACGUACGGCGAGAUGAAGGGCUGUGCAUUGCUAGAGCCUCGAAGACGGGCCAAACACAGGGCUAGAGCAGAAGCACUAAAAGGUUGGGUAAGAAAUCUAGGCGAUGAGUCCUUCAACCUAUAAAUAUGGCAGUAUGACAGGUUAGGUAGUUCGUAUACAUACUCUUCAGAGG